Molecule: messenger RNA, 1724 nt
Organism: Saprolegnia parasitica CBS 223.65
Lineage: Eukaryota; Oomycota; Saprolegniomycetes; Saprolegniales; Saprolegniaceae
Exons: 5
Coding region: 1-1680 (559 amino acids)
Molecular function (GO): microtubule binding
Source: RefSeq, a predicted model, not a curated record
AUGGAGUCGUUGCGGACGUCCAAGAGCAUCGCGCAGAGUGAGCUGCAGCAGCUCAAGGAGACGCUUCGGCGGCUGAGCGCGGCCGACGACCCGACGACGAGCCUCAAGCUGAGCUCGCUCGUGACGCCUGCGACGCUCACGCCGACGACGCCCAAGGCCACGCUGCGCCACGCGCCGACGACACCGACAGGCGCGUCGAACAGCAAGGCCGUGCUCUCGGCGCUCAAAGCGCUCCAAGACAAGAUUCGCCGCGUCGAGGACGAGCGCGCGACCUUGGAAGACGAGUGCGCCAAUCUCCGCGCGCAGAUACGGCUCAACGAAGGCCAGCACGUGGCAGCAACCAAGAAGGCCGCCUACGAGCUCGAGCAGGUCAAGGACGCUGCACGUGCUGCGUACGAAGCCUUGCGAGCGGAGCGGGACGCACUGCAGUCGGACGUCAUCCAGGCGCAGCACGACCACGCGAUUACAAAAAACGAGCUCGAGCACGUCCAAGACAUGCUGUCCUCGUACAAGGAAAAGCACGAUGCGCUUGCGGAACAAAAUGCCAUGCAAGAUGCUCAUGUACUGCGACUGCAGACCGAGGUCGUCGAGAUGUCGUCAACGUCCAAGAGCCGCGUCCACGAGCUCCAAGAGGCGCUCAUGGAAGCCACGCGCAGCAACAAGGACGCAAUGCGUCAGAUUGCGACCCUCGAAGACCAAGUUCAACGCACGACAUCGCACAACACGACGCUCGAGAGCCGUGUGCAGGAGGCCGAGCGCACGAUCGCUCAAGUCUCGCAGCUCAACGAGAAGCUUGUCGUGCGCAUGUGGGAAGCGCAAGCCAAGGCCAAGGUCAAACCGAAAGCACCAAAGCCGCCGCCGCCGCCCGCCGUGAACCGGUCGACGGCGGCAAGUCGAGCAUCGGCCGCGGCGGCGAGUCACCGAGGCCUGUCGGCUGGUACUCUUGGUGUCAAAGGCGCAUCGACGGCCCUUGGCGGUCGCACGCAAGCACAAGCAGCCGCUCGAACGCCCCCACCGCCCCGGAAAAAGAGCGUGAAAAAGUUAAAGCCGACCAAAGCCAAGACCAAUUUAGAGCGCUUGGAAGAAGCCAACAUGGCCAAAGUCCCAUUUCUCCUGGGCACGGCGACGACGCCGUCGUUCUCGGUCAUUGGAACCGCACAAGAAGCGCUCCGGGCGUCCGAGCUCUACUCGGCCGUCGCGCCCGACGUCCACCGGCAGCCAAGUAUCGACGCUGUCUCACCACCACCACCACCUGUGGCCACUGACCAUGCAAAGGGUCCUUCGACGUACAAGACGGGCGCACCAACGGAGCUCCAGAUUGACGAACCACCCGUCAGCAAAGUGGCGUUUUUGAACUCCAUGUCCAAAGCCAUCGACAGCGUUCAGGAUGAAUUCACGCAACUAAACGAGCGCUACAAAGCCAUCAUGGGCGGCCUCGACAAGUCACCGGACGUGACCAAGCGCAUGGAAGAGACCAUCGAUGCGCUCGAAGCCAAAGGCGAGCAGCUCGCGCUGCUGCGGCAGCUCCACGCACAGGCCGCCAAGAACGCACUGUCGAGUGCAACACGGCGCGUGGUACACAGCCCGGACGCCGCAAGGAAGAAGACCAAGGCCCUCCGCGUCCUCCAAGAGUAUCGGGAGCUGGAACGCCACAUGAAGGAUCGCACAGCCGACGGCUAGUUGGGUGUAGAAACGUUAAAUAGGAGCCUGCAGAAGUGCGAGGC